Messenger RNA from Moesziomyces aphidis, 990 nucleotides. Lineage: Eukaryota; Fungi; Basidiomycota; Ustilaginomycetes; Ustilaginales; Ustilaginaceae. The record is from the annotation of a GenBank genome assembly.
AUGCCUGCCGUACCUUGGUUCUCUGCUCUUUUGCUCGUGUUGGUAGCUCGUCAGGCUGCGUCCUUGCCUCUCGAAGCUCAACAGCACAGUCCGCUGCACGGGCGAGAUUCCGUAAAGUGCAGCUCGCUCAAGCAACGAGUCAACUGGAACUCCCUAUCCGCGGCCCAAAAGCAGUCGUAUUUCGACGCGGUCAAGUGCCUCAAGACCAAGCCUUCUCAGACAGCUAUCAGCGCCUCCCAAAGUCUCUACGACGACUUUCCAUCCAUUCAUAUCCAGCAGAACCACAACAUCCACUCUGUUGCAGCCUUCCUGCCUUGGCAUCGCCGCUUCGUACAGGCUCGCGAGAAAGCGCUUCAAUCAUGCGGAUACACCGGCCCAACGCCCUAUUGGGACUGGACCAAGGCAGCCGACACGGGCAAUCCGAAGAUCGACCCCAUUUUCUCACCUGACGAUGGCUUUGGUGGAAGCGGCGAUCCCGAAAGCCCCAACACUGUAACGCAAGGUCCCUUUAGCAAUUUCGCCCUCGACAUAAUGCCGGGCGACGAUGACGAACCUUACAGCGACCCACACAUGCUCCGACGCAACUUCGAGAACAACCCUUACCUCAUCGGCAAUUUCAACUCCACCGCCGUCCAAAAGGGACAAGCGAUCGCUGCCUUCAACGACUAUCGCUACUAUGUAGAAGGGAUACCUCACGGCGCCGUGCACCAGUACAUUGCUGGCGACAUGGGUCCAGCCUCCUCACCCAAUGAGCCGCUCUUCUUCCUCCACCACGCCCAGAUCGAUCGACUCUGGGCCUUGUGGCAAGACGAGGAUGUCAAACGUCUCAACGACUAUGCGGGCAAUCUUCCAGGCGCCAGCACCCGUGACGGGCCCUUCCAGGCCACCAUCGACGAUAUGCUGCCCUCUUUUGGCAAUCUAAUCGAUCAAGUCUCGGUCCGCAACGUUAUGGACACUCGGGCCGGUGACUUGUGCUACGAAUACGUUUGA